Molecule: messenger RNA, 5104 nt
Organism: Petromyzon marinus (sea lamprey)
Lineage: Eukaryota; Metazoa; Chordata; Hyperoartia; Petromyzontiformes; Petromyzontidae
Product: dorsal-ventral patterning tolloid-like protein 1
Biological process (GO): proteolysis
Molecular function (GO): calcium ion binding; metalloendopeptidase activity; zinc ion binding
Source: RefSeq, a predicted model, not a curated record
GACAUUAAUGUGAUUGUAACAGGACAAAUAUAAGGUGCAGUACAAUCAAAUAGUAUUGUUAUGGAUAGGCGUGCCUUGUUACUCGUGGUCGUGCCUUACGCCGAUAACACACGCAGAACCCCUACCACUGUAGAACCCCUAACACACACACAGAACCCCUACUAUUAUAAAACCCCUACCACAAAGACAGAUCCCAGACUUCUGUAAAACCCCUACCACCCACACACACACAGAUAAUUCCCUACCACAAAGAUCUACUUUAAAGCCCCUACCACUACAGCACCCCUACUACACACACAUCCACAUGUCGAGCCCCUUUAAAUGCCCAUGUGGCGCUGCGCCCCUCCCCCCCGGCCGGGCGGCGAGCCGCGUCACGUGACCGCGAGAAUCAUUUGGCCGGAGUGGAGGAGAAGGAGGAGAGAGUUCAACAUCGCGGCUCCAUCACUCCGCGUGGCUCCAGUGCCGCGGGGAGAAACCGUAAGAGCUGAAGAGUCAACGGAGAGAGAGACCCAGCUCCAGGGAGAGACGGAGAGACCGUGAAGAGAGGAGAGCUCCGGCUGGAGUCGAGAAAGAGAAUCCGAUAGCUCCAGGGAUACACGGGGAGAGUGGAACGCAUCACAGGAAGAGUCGGCGAGAGAGGAGGAGAAGAAGCGGGGCGGUUAAAGAGCUCUGGGGAGACUCGGUUGAGAGUUUGGGAGGAAUCCGAGGAAGAGGCGGCGAGCGUGGGAGAGCUCCAGGUGGAGUCGGAGUCGAAGGAGAAAUUGAGAGCUCCAGCGAGCGAAACGCAUCCAGGAAGAGACGGUGAGAGAGAGACGGCGAGAGAGAGACGGCGAGAGAGAGACGGCGAGAGAGAGACGGCGAGAGAGAGACGGCGAGAGAGAGACGGCGAGAGAGAGACGGCGAGAGAGAGACGGUGAGAGAGAGACGGUGAGAGAGAGACGGUGAGAGAGAGACGGUGAGAGAGAGAGAGAGAGUGUUAAAGAGAGCCGGUGAAAGAGUUUUUGGAGAACUUCGCUGGGAGAGUCGCCGAGGAGCUCCGCGCCCGGUCUCCCAGAGUCGCAUCCACGCACCUGGUUGCCAUGACAACCGGUCCCCUGCUCCUCCUCCUCCUGUUGCUGUCGGCGUGGGGAGGCGGUGGCGCGGGGUCCUGGGGGGACUCGGGGGACCCGGAGUACCCAGGUAACCCUGGGGAUCUCUACUCCGACGACAGCGAGGAUGGCAUCGACUACAGGGACCCCUGCAAGGCUGCUGCGUUCGUGGGGGACGUUGCCCUGGACGACCGCGACCUGAGGCUCCUGAGGCUGCACGGGGCACGGGGCAACUCCACACGGAGGGCACGCGGGGACCUCACCACGGACGUCCGACCGGGCAGCAGCAGCAGCACGAGGAGGAGGCCCGAGGGGAGCGCGCGGCCACGGAGAGCGGCCACGGCGCGGCCCGAGAGGAUCUGGCCCGGCGGCGUCAUCCCCUACGUCAUCGGCGGAAACUUCACCGGGAGCCAGCGCGCGAUGUUCAAGCAGGCGAUGCGGCACUGGGAGCGCUUCACGUGCGUCACCUUCGUGGAACGCAGUGAAGAGGAGAGCUACAUCGUCUUCACCUACCGGCCGUGCGGCUGUUGCUCGUUUGUGGGCCGCAUGGGCGACGGGCCGCAGGCCAUCUCCAUCGGGAAGAACUGUGACAAGUUCGGCAUCGUGGUGCAUGAGCUGGGCCACGUGAUCGGCUUCUGGCACGAGCACACGCGGCCCGACCGGGACCACCACGUGGGCAUCGUACGCGAGAACAUCCAGCCCGGUCAGGAGGAGAAUUUCCUGAAGAUGGAGCCGGGAGAGGUGGACUCUCUGGACGAGCCGUACGACUUUGACAGCAUCAUGCACUACUCACGCAACACCUUCUCCCGGGGCAUGUUCCUGGACACGAUUCUGCCUCGCAAGGACGAGACCGGAGUGCGCCCGGCCAUCGGCCAGCGAACGCGGCUCAGUAAAGGGGACAUUGCGCAGGCCAACAAGCUCUACCGCUGCCUGGCGUGCGGGGAGACGCUGCAGGACAUGACCGGGAACCUGUCGUCCCCCGGUUACCCCAACGGGUACCCGUCCUACUCACACUGCAUCUGGAGGAUCUCCGUCACCCCCGGCGAGAAGAUCGUGCUCAACCUCACGGCGCUCGACCUCUACCGGAGCCGCCACUGCUGGUAUGACUACGUGGAGGUGCGCGACGGAUUCUGGAAGCAGGCGCCACUCCUGGGGAAGUUCUGUGGGGACCGUGUGCCCGGCUCGCUCGUCUCCUCCGACAGCCGCCUCUGGAUCGAGUUCCGCAGCAGCAGCAACUGGGUGGGCCGCGGCUUCUACGGCACCUACGAGGCGAUCUGCGGCGGGGAGCUGCACAGGGACUCGGGCACCAUCCAGUCGCCCAACUACCCCGACGACUACCGCCCCUCCAAGGAGUGCGUGUGGAAGAUCGUGGUGCCCCAGGGCCACUCCGUGGGCCUCACCUUCCAGUCCUUCGAGGUGGAGCGCCACGACACGUGCGCGUAUGACUUCCUCGAGAUCCGCGACGGCGACUCGGAGAGCAGCAAGCUGGUGGGGCGCUACUGCGGCUACGACAGGCCGAGCGACGUGCGCUCGAGCAGCAACAAGCUGUGGAUGAAGUUCGUCUCCGACGGGACCAUCAACAAGGCCGGCUUCUCCGCCUCCUUCUUCAAGGAGACGGACGAGUGCUUGCGCUCCGAUCGUGGUGGCUGCGAGCAGCGCUGCAUCAACUCCUUGGGCAGCUUCACGUGCGCCUGUGACCCCGGGUACGAGCUGGCACCCGACAAGAGGACUUGCCACGCGGCGUGCGGGGGGCUGCUGACGAAGGCCAACGGGACGCUGACGAGCCCAGCGUGGCCACGCGAGUACCCGCCCAGCAAGCACUGUGUGUGGCAGAUCGUGGCGCCCACACAGUACCGCAUCUCGCUCAGCUUCGAGGCCUUCCACCUGGAGGGCAACGAUGUGUGCAAGUACGACUACGUGGAGGUGCGCAGUGGCCUGUCGGCAGACUCGAAGCUGCACGGGAAGUUCUGCGGCAGCGAAGUCCCCUCGGUCAUCACCUCGCAGUCCAACAGCCUCCGUGUCGUCUUCCACUCGGACAACUCCAUGUCCAAGCAGGGCUUCAAGGCCUACUUCUUCUCUGACAAGGACGAGUGUGCCAAGGAUAACGGCGGCUGCCAGCACGAGUGCGUGAACACGGUGGGGAGCUACGUGUGCCGCUGCCGCCAGGGCUACUCGCUGCACCCCAACCAGCACGACUGCAAAGAGGCUGGCUGCAAGCAGCGCGUGGACAGCGCGGAGGGAAUCAUCACGAGCCCCAACUGGCCGGACCGCUACCCGAGCCGCAAGGAGUGCACGUGGACCAUCACCGCCACGCCCGGGCACCGCGUCAAACUGGCGUUCAAGGAGUUCGAGGUGGAGCCGCACCAGGACUGCGCGUACGACCACGUGGAGGUGUUCGACGGCGAGAACUCGGGGGCGCCAUCUCUCGGCCGCUUCUGCGGCAUGCGGCGCCCGCUGCCCGUCGUCUCGUCGGGCAGCGCCAUGCUGCUCAAGUUCUUCUCCGACGCAUCCAAGCAGCGCAAGGGCUUCCAGGCGACGCACUCCACCGAGUGUGGAGGGCGCCUGCAGGCGACGGUGCGCACGCGCGACCUCUACUCGCACGCGCAGUUCGGCGACAACACGUACCCCGCGCAGGCCGACUGCGAGUGGCAGCUGUGGGCCGAGGGCGGCUACGGGGUCGAGCUGAUCUUCCGCACCUUCGAGAUGGAGGAGGACCAGGACUGCACCUACGACUUCCUCGAGGUGCUGGACGGCGUGGGCCCCGGCGUGCAGCCCCUCGCCCGCUACUGCGGCGCCGGCCCCUCGGAGCCGGUGUACAGCACGGGGGACAAGUUGGUGCUCCGCUUCCACUCAGACGACUCGAUCAACAAGAAGGGCUUCCACCUGCGCUUCACGAGCACCGGCUUCCAGGACGCCCUGCAGGAGGAGCAAUAGCACUCCUGAGUUCCCCCCCCCCCCCCGACCCCUCCAGCCUCUGCCCCCUGCUCACCGGCCCACCGUUAGCCCCCCAGACUGGCGCGAGCCUUUCCACGAACUGCUCAGUCGCACUUCUCCGCCGACCUUUGUAAGAGAGGAGGGUUUUUUUGUUGUUUUCCCCCACCCCUGUGGAUUUUAACCCAGCAUCCUCAUCCCCCGCCCAUCGGCCCCCCCAUCCCCUUCGUGUGUGUCGGGCUGUAAGCCGCUCCCAUUCCUGUCAGAGCGCUGUAGUCGACCGUACAGGGAGGCCUGCCGCUGUUUGUGAAUGACGUCGUGCGGUGUGGCCGGGGCUGUCCAAAGACAACAGCAGACCCGCUCCUAUGCAACGCGGGGAACCGUUGCCAUAUCCAGCGAUCGCCUAUUAUCCGUCUACCUGCCUGAGCUGUGCCUUAUGAGUAAAUGGGACAAACGCCAUGACCCUUGUUGUUGUCCGAUAACGCGGGGAAACAAGGCGGGAGGGAGGGGGGGACCUCGUACAAAUAUUUUUUGUUGUAAACAACUCGUCUUGUCGUAGCGCCGGAGGAAUUGGCGCGCGACGUACGGUGCUUGGGCGCGACCUCGUGAUCACGCACCUGCGGUCAUCGGGGCCAGGUGUGCACGCGAGUCUGUCUGCCUGUGUGCGUCCAUGUGCGAUUAGUUAGCAAAAGGCACAGGGCAGCAGCAGAAGGGAGCGGUGGGGACGGGGCAAUACCGAUGAGUCCUGAUGAGGGCGAAACCGGUGGACGGCCAUCUCUCGGUUUCCGCUGCUGCCCGUUCUCCGUGUCGGUGCUCCGACUAAACGUCGCCACGGCCACGUGUUCAGCUCUUUUUGAGUUGGUGGUCUGGACAAGGCUGCGAUGAUUUGUGCCUUUCCCUGCUCUUUGUGCGUACACCCUCCGCGUGUCCGGGAGGUCUUCGCCACUCCUCCCGUUGCCUCUCCCUGGGAGAGGGCGAGUACUCUCUCUUUACCUGUUCUACGUUAACCGCCCUGUGAAUUGCACUCACCGUGUGGGAACCAAAAACACGCCACGGGAUCAACGGAAUAAAUGUGAAUAUCCCUC